Molecule: messenger RNA, 1888 nt
Organism: Tricharina praecox
Lineage: Eukaryota; Fungi; Ascomycota; Pezizomycetes; Pezizales; Pyronemataceae
Product: PLC-like phosphodiesterase
Exons: 2
Coding region: 328-1638 (436 amino acids)
Biological process (GO): lipid metabolic process
Molecular function (GO): phosphoric diester hydrolase activity
Source: RefSeq, a predicted model, not a curated record
GGAAGAGGAGAGCGAGGUGUUCAAACAAGCCAGGGCUGGUGGCAUUAUGUCCGGAGCUUGGAGACAAGCUUUAGUGUUAGCUUCUGGUGGAAUUAGAGGAUAUCCAUCCACAGAGUUAAGCUCUGGUCUGGCCGUGCUUGGACGACAAAAGCCGUACAUUUUGGCUUCCGGUACACUCUUAAAAAUCUGGCCGGAGCGUCUAUAUAAUCUGGCCUACCAAUUUUUUUCGCGGGGGAUAUCGAAACCGAAAUCGAACCUUUGGAGACAGGUAGCAAUAUUAGACAAUCAUCAACAUAACAUCACUACUAGAAAAUACACCAAAUCACCAUGCAAAUACGUCUCCUCCUCCUCCUCCUCCUCCCGUUCACCACCGCCCCUUCCAUAGCAUCCCUCCAGCCCUUCCACCAUACAAACAGCACAAAGCCCGCAGUCCCCGCCAUCGACCUCUCGCGCUGGCAGUCACUGCUACCAGACAACACCCCACUCUCGCACCUCUCCAUCCCCGGGACCCACGACACGAUGUCAUACCCAAAACCACCCCGCCACUCUCUACCAUUCACAUCACAAACCCAAACCCUCCCCCUCUCCACCCAGCUUCUCUCCGGGAUCCGGUACCUGGACCUGCGCCUGCAGCACCACAAAGACCGCUUCGUGCUGCACCACGGGGCGGUAUACUUGCACUUCGACCUGCCGAGCGUGCUGCACAUAAUCGAGGAGUUCUUCUCGGGCCCCGGCGCAAAGGAGACCCUCAUCGUCCGCGCCGCCUGCAAUAACUGCCACUACUGCCUUCAGAGCCGCUUCCGCAAUACCCGCAGCUUCCUGGACACGGCGAUGGCGUACGCCUACGGCGACGUGAGCACGGCGGAGUGGUUCCAAAGGCGGGUGUACUUCCCCCCACCUAGCCGCAGCGGCAGCGGCGAGGGGGAGGAGGGGGAGGGGACAGAGCUGUGGGUGCCGACGCUCGGCGAGACGCGGGGGAAAGUCGUGUUCGUACAGGAUUUCCCUAACGGCGAGGAGCCGUGGGGCGCCAUCAACUGGCACGACCGGGAGCAAGUGCAGAUCCAGGACCUGUGGGACCUCAAGUUCCGCAGCUUCCUCAGCAAGAAGGUCGCCGCCAUCAAGAAGUUCUUCUUGGAGACCGUGUGGCCACUGCAUGAUCCACCCCCGCCGCCGCCGCCGCCGCCGCCGGAAGACGGGGUUACCCGCGUCAUCGUCCGCGUCCACGUCCAGCCCCCGGAGCCCGCAAAACCCACAAAACCCAAAAAGCCGCCAAAGCACAAGCACCAGCACCCGCCGCCCCCGCCCCCUUUGCCCCCGCCGCUCCAGCCGCAGCCGCAGCCCCCGCCGCCGCUAACGAUCAACCACCUCUCGGGCUCGGGGCUGCUGUGCUGCACGCCGGCGCAGACGAGCCGGUAUGUGUACAAGACGCUGUACGAGUGGUUACGUCACGGCUGGGACGGGGGCGGCGGAAGGCCGUUGGGAAUCGUCGCUGCGGACUAUGUCACCACUAAUGUGGCGCGGGUCAUUGUUGAGAAGAAUUUUUUGAAGGGGGGCGCUGGAGAGGGUGUGGAUGUGGAUUUUAGAUGGGGGUUCUGGGAGGACGGGUGGAGGCAGAUGGUGGAGGGGAGGGCUUGUUAGGAAUGGGGUGUGUUUGGGCGAGGGAGGGAGGGAGCGGCGAUCUGUGGAGUAUGUAUGAUGUAUCAGGGAAGAAGUAUGUGAGUGGAAUAGGUAAAUGAGGAGGCAUGGUUGACUACCAUUCCGUUGCGUACUCAGAAUGGCUACUCUCUAUUGAAUCUUGACGUUAUCCAUUGCCACAAGUCCUCAAAGCAUCCUCUCCAUUCCAUCGUGGCAUGGUACACAUCUCGAGUGUCCUAACUAUCCCAAUGCC